CUUAGUGCCUCGUUUCAUUUUCUUCGUGCCUCGCUCAGCUCGAGCCACUCACCUCUACAUUCUUUGACUAAUAAUUCUGCUUGAUUAGGUUCGCACGUUUUCUGGCCGUAACCAUUCCGUUGCUCCUCCUUUUCGCCAGCCUGACGAAUCCGAAGAUUCUGUGAUUCGGCAGCAACCCUACGAUUACACUGUAGUAGUGGCUGCCUCGUACAAUGUCGUCGUCGUUAGGAGGUCCCCUCGCCAUGAAACGGCCCAAUGUCGCUCGGUUACAGAUUCCGGUGGAUGCGUCCUGCGACAAAGAUUCGACUUUUGAGUCGACUCAAAAGCAGAUUGCGGUGGGGGCGUCGUGCGACAAAGACCCGGUUCCGGCCACCAGCACGAACAAUGGAGCACACUCGAUUCCAGAUCAGCCUGGCGAACAGCAGACGGCGAACGGCGUCGCAUCAUUCUCGAUUUCGCAAGCAGCACGCGGCGAAGUCGGCGAAACGAGCGAAAUCAGUGACAAGUGUCGAAACUUCGCGGCAGACUCCUCCGCCGCGAAUCCCGCUGAUCCUCCACCCCCCCGCAGCGCGUCGAAGCACCGUCGAGCCGCGUCCGUAUCGCGUCCCGCGUGGCUCCUCGAGGAGCAAAUCUGCGCUGCGCUCUCCGCUCCGCCGCCCCCCGCCGCCGGCGCUCCUUCUCCGCGGAAUGCCGCCUCUGCCGCGGCGGCCUCCCCCAGGCGGUCGUGCUGGGCGAUCGCAUCUCCGCGGGUCGGCGCACACGGCAUGGCGGAAGGCUUCGGCGCGUGGGGAACGAGGAAAGGCGACCUGUGCGACAGCAGGAAUAGCAGCAAUGGCAGCAGCAGCAGCAAUGGCGGCUACAGCAGAUAUAGCAGCCGCCGUGUCGCGGACAAAGAUACAGCAGAUUCGAUAUCGUCAGAUCCGUUAUCUGUUAGGGAUAGCGGCGAGGGCAGCCGCUGUAUCACGAGAACAAGCAGCAGUAUCAAUCGCGUGAGACCGAGCUUCAGCGCUGACAUGCCCAUCUUUAAUAAGGGUGGCGGCGAUUCCAAGGGCAAGAGCGACAGGGUUGGAGAAGACGAGGGACACCUGCAAUGGCCGGUGCGGCCGUUGUUCGCUUCGCGCAGCGAAAGCAGCGAAAGUUACCCGUGCCUCGCCACUCCCCGGGCGAAUAGGGCUCGGCGAAGGUCCUUCGCGAGUGCCCCUUCUGGUAACCAGGACUGGAGUCUGAGGCCUGCACUUGCUUCCAGAUUGAGCCUAUCAGAAUCUUCGAAAUCUUUGCCCACUGCCGGUACUGAUGGUGCUGCUGCUGCUGCUGCUGACGGUGAUACCGCUGCCGCUGCCACUGCUGCUGCUGCUGCUGCUGCUGCUGCUGCUGCUGCUGCCAUCCCGGUUUCGGCUUUUUCCCAGUCCGCCAGCGCGCCCACAGCUUCCCUCACAUCCCCUCCCACCGACGUAACUCCAAGCGCUUCUGGAAUUGGGAGCGGGGCGGAGACGCCGAGACAACGCGCCGCCCGGAGCAUUUUCCCACGCGCCGUAUCGACUUCGUCCGUCCACGUCAGCAGCGACAGCGCAGGCAGGGGCAAGGGUGGGGGAGACAGCGGAGCGAAUCGGAGGAGAGGGUGCGGACGGGUGGCAGGUCGGGCUGGCUCAUCCCCGCUACAGCCGUCCCUGCUGCAAGCAGCUGUGUCGAUCAGCACUGUAGAUGCACCAGCAGCCGGCGAAACCUGCACCAGGCGAAAAGCAGUUUCACAAACCGGGGCAGGUUUGGGGAGAAGAGGGUCCUUGCUGGGAGCGCAAAGGCUGGGGCCUCUGCCGGAGCUGCGACAGCUGAGUGGGCUUUCAGAGAAGGUGCUUUCUGGAAUCUCUUCCCACAGAUCCGUGGCUUCACACAGAGAAAGGAGAUGUGGGCAAGAGGAGGAGGAGGAGGAGCACCAGCAUCUGGAGAUUUUUGAAUGGGAGAUGAUGGUGCCAAGGCAGCAGCAGCAGCGGCAGCUUCAGAGAGGCUUGUCUGCCCCCUGCGAUGAAAUCGACGGCUCUGUUUUCGAGAUGCUGGAUCCGGUGGAUGUGAUUGGCCCAGAUCCCCCAAUAAUGGACGGACUGGAUGCCCCUACCGGCGAAGCCGAGCAAUGAGGAGGGGAGGGGGGGCAAGGGGACCAGCUGCCGUCCUGUGAGUGUGGUGUGAAGCAAGGGAGGUGCGGAUUGCCUUCCUGUGCGAGUAAAACACAGGGCCAAGCUGAAAAGGGAUGUACCUGCUAGCUAACAUUACGGUAGAUGGAAUUUGGUGAUGUCAUGUGACUGAUGCUCAAGAUUUGGAUUGGUAAGUGUUUUAUAAGGGUGCAUUCAUGGUAUCAGACUGUCAAACAUGU
This is a messenger RNA of Closterium sp. NIES-67, 2365 nucleotides long. The record is from the annotation of a GenBank genome assembly. Lineage: Eukaryota; Viridiplantae; Streptophyta; Zygnematophyceae; Desmidiales; Closteriaceae.